AUGGAACAUAGCGGGAUUCUGGCUGGUCUGAUACUGGCUGCUUUUCUUCCCCGAGGGAGCUUCUUCAAGAUAACAGUGACUGAAUAUGAGGACCAAGUGUUUGUGAGUUGCAAUACCAGCAUUGUGCAUCUAGAGGGAACGGCGGAAGAAUGGUUUGCUGAAAAUAAAAUACUGAAACUGGGAAAAGGCAUCCUGGACCCACGAGGCUUGUAUGAGUGCACUGGGACAGAAAAUCUGGCAAAGGAAGUGUCUACUGUACAAGUAUAUUACCGAAUGUGCCAGAACUGUGUGGAGCUGGACUCAGCCACCGUGGCUGGCGUCAUCAUCACUGACCUCAUUGCCACUCUGCUCCUGGCUUUAGGAGUCUACUGCUUUGCAGGACAUGAGACUGGAAGGCUCUCUGGGGCUUCUGACAUUCAAGCUCUGUUGAAGAAUGAGCAGCUGUAUCAGCCUCUCCGAGAUCGUGAUGAUACCCAAUACAGCCGUCUUGGAGGGAACUGGCCCCGGAGCAAAUGAUCCCGAGACCAGGGCCUCUCAGAACAUCAUUAUCAAGUGUGCCUUCCCUCUGUGCUCAA
Molecule: messenger RNA, 575 nt
Organism: Cricetulus griseus (Chinese hamster)
Lineage: Eukaryota; Metazoa; Chordata; Mammalia; Rodentia; Cricetidae
Source: RefSeq, a predicted model, not a curated record